This is a messenger RNA of Gavialis gangeticus (Gharial), 1864 nucleotides long. RefSeq names its product arylsulfatase B (gene ARSB). The transcript has 7 exons. The record is from RefSeq and is a predicted model, not a curated record. NCBI's taxonomy places the organism in Eukaryota, Metazoa, Chordata, Crocodylia, Gavialidae. The coding region runs from base 26 to 1132 and encodes 368 amino acids.
CAGUUCCUGGUGUGGUGGGAAGGCGAUGGCGCGGGCCCGGUUGGGCUGUGCUGCUCUGCUGCUGGUGCUGGUGCUGUGCUGGCCGCGGCCGUGCGCGGGCGGGCGGGCGCCGCACGUGGUGCUGGUGCUGGCCGACGACCUGGGCUGGCACGACGUGGGCUGGCACGGCUCCCGCCUGCGCACGCCGCACAUGGACGCGCUGAGCUCCGGGGGCGUCCGCCUGCAGCGCUACUACACGCAGCCCCUCUGCACCCCGUCCCGCAGCCAGCUGCUCUCCGGCCGCUACCAGAUUCAUACAGGUUUACAACAUCAAAUAAUUUGGCCUUGUCAACCCAACUGCCACCCACUGGAUGAUAAACUCCUGCCAGAACUGCUAAAGGAAGCAGGAUAUGUUACCCAUAUGGUAGGAAAGUGGCAUUUAGGCAUGUACAAAAAAGAGUGCCUUCCAACCCGCAGAGGAUUUGAUACAUACUUUGGCUAUCUUCUUGGAAGUGAAGAUUAUUAUUCUCAUGAGCAUUGUGUAUUCAUCAGUGCAAAGAAUGUAACACGCUGUGCCCUUGAUUUUCGAGAUGGAGAAGAAGUCGCAGUUGAAUUUAAAAACAAGUACUCUGCUCAUGUAUUUACAGAAAGAGCUAUUGAUCUUAUUGCCAGCCAUAAAACUGAAAAGCCUCUCUUUCUCUACCUUGCUCUUCAGACUGUUCAUGAACCUCUUCAGGUUCCUGAGGAAUACAUGAAACAAUAUGACUUCAUUAAAGAUGAGAAAAGGCGUCACUAUGCAGGAAUGGUAUCUGUUAUGGAUGAAGCUGUAGGUAACGUCACUGCAGCCCUAAAGAGUUAUGGCCUUUGGGACAACACUGUUCUCAUUUUCUCUACUGAUAAUGGAGGACAGACACUGGCAGGUGGAAAUAACUGGCCACUAAGAGGAAGAAAAUGGACACUCUGGGAAGGAGGAGUAAGAGGUGUAGCUUUUGUUGCAAGCCCUUUACUGAAACAGAAGGGCGUAGAAAGUCAUGAACUUAUACACAUUUCUGACUGGCUGCCAACACUUGUAAACCUUGCUGGAGGACAUAUAAAUGGCACCAAACCCCUGGAUGGCUUUGAUGUUUGGAAAACUAUCAGGUCUUGGUAUUGACAACAGGACAUCUUUACCCCAGAAUAAUGCUUUUUCAUGGGACAAUUCACUCUUCAAUUUAUCUAUACAUGCUGCAAUUCGACAUGGAAGAUGGAAGCUACUAACUGGAUAUCCAGGCUGCAGUCACUGGUUCCCACCACCAUCUUUGGUCAGUGAGUCAAUGAUCCCUUCACCUGACCCACCAACAAAGAAUCUUUGGCUUUUUGAUAUUGUUCAGGAUGCUGAGGAGAGAAAUGAUUUGUCUGAAAAAUAUCCUGGUAUUGUGAAAAAAAUGCUCUCUCGGCUUCAGUACUAUUAUAAAAAGUCUGUGCCAGUGUUCUACCCUGAUGAAGAUCCCCGGUGUGACCCAGAAGCAACUGGAUCCUGGGGGCCUUGGAUGUAGAAUACCUCACUGCAGUCUGAAAGUUAUGCCUGUGGUGAAGUUGUGUGGUAGACUCAGGGUCUUAGUCUGAUCAUUUUUAACCUUGUUUGUUUUACUCCUGUAACUGAUUUUAUCCCUUAAAUAUUCAAUUUUGCUUGCUCUUAAGAAGUAUUGGAGAUCUAAUUUUACUCCACUUGGCACAUUUUAAAAUCAUAAAUCUGUUGUUUGUCUAUUCUUUGUUGGUGACAUCUCUCUAAACUGGUACCUUCUUCCAUACCGCUUCAGCUAGAAAGUUCUAAUGAGUCAUAGCAGGACCAUCCAGACCUUAAAUAUGAAAGGAGGAAUUAAUGAUUGAUUUUAUGCCUGGCACA